Messenger RNA from Epinephelus fuscoguttatus (brown-marbled grouper), 3136 nucleotides. It is a transcript of the gene gpbp1l1, whose product is annotated as GC-rich promoter binding protein 1-like 1. Gene Ontology annotation, cellular component: nucleus. The record is from RefSeq and is a predicted model, not a curated record. Gene Ontology annotation, biological process: DNA-templated transcription; positive regulation of DNA-templated transcription. The transcript has 12 exons. Gene Ontology annotation, molecular function: RNA binding; DNA binding. The coding region runs from base 1554 to 3044 and encodes 496 amino acids. Lineage: Eukaryota; Metazoa; Chordata; Actinopteri; Perciformes; Serranidae.
UGGGACCCCUUUGAGUUAUAAUCGCGGCAGAUCUUGAACGUAGCAUCAUUGAGGCUGUUCGAAUCCCUCAGUGGCAGCGCCAGUGGUAAGAAAACCCAAACAAACAUCAAUAGCGUAUCUCUAAAGAAGUUUAUCGUCGCAAACAGGUCCGGUGUGUUCCUGUGCAGAUACCAGCGAACCCUCAGCAAGAAAACAGAACACUGCACCGCUGAAACUUCACCUGUGAGAAAAAAUAAACUCCUUAAAGAAGGGAAGGAAAGACCCGCUUGACUAAUUUUGGACGCAUGCUAUUUUUUUCAGCUGAGACAAAGAAGUAGAUUGAGCUCUCUUUCGGAUUUCCUCUUGGGACAAUUGUGAUUGUUUUUGAUGGACCCUUGUGCAUCAUAUGGCACGAAGACCCUUUUGACUUGGUGGAAGAUUUUUGUUUAGCGUCUAAGCUUGCAUAUCUAUGAAAUCAGAGCUUUAUCCUUUAUCUGCUUCAAUCAGGAAACUGCAGAUAAUUAAAUGGGCAUCUUACAAAUGUGAUAUUAAAACGUAUAAAGAUAAAAACGGCACUAUAAUGCAUCAUCCAGCAGCAUCUCUAUUUCACUAACCAAAACUGAAAAUGACGGCGAUGUAACAUAGGGUUUUACUUCCUUCAUUGUCAUGUGACUUUGAACCUUUGAGCAUUAUUUUCUUCAAACUCAGACAGUCUUUUUCAUCAGUUUAAUGAGGUGAGCAGUGACCUCCAUUGCCAAUAAAAGACUGUCUCUGAACUUUUCUUUUCUGCAUGCGUUUCAGUAGAUCUUAAAAUGAUUCGGUAAAAGGUGAGUCGCCGCAAACACAUACUGGCACGCAGUGUGGCAGGACAUCGCCUGUCUGUCUCCCCUCAUCUGGUGUCAAAGUGGAACUGCUGCACAAACUGCUGUCCAUGUUACAGGGCGGACAACCUUCACAGACUGCUUCCGUACAUUAAUAAUAAGACAACCUGGCUCUUCCUCUCAGACACAUCACCUGUCAAAUCAUUUUUGCCAUUCAGCACAAAGUCCAAUCAGCUUUUGAGUCUUGAUAAUAAGAGCAGGUGGCUCAAAUGAAUUGGUGAAGGAUUCACUCUGCUUGGAAAAAAAAAUACCUGGAUUGGAAACGUUAGCACUCAGAAUUCAUCAGAGACGUGACCUACACAGGAGCUGUUUGGAAAUCUGGUUCAAAGAGGAGAUUCAGUCCGUCAUAGCGCUUCUGCUUUGAAAUCUUCUUCCUGCUCAGCCAGUUCUCUGGAUCGCCAUUCCAGAUCAUUCCUGCGACCUUUUGACCCACCUCCAAGUGUUUCACCCUGGACGAAGGGAUCUGCCUCUGCGUAAAGGGGCUGUGCUGUCCUGGAGGAGGUGGAGAGGAGGUCGUCGGCGCGCUACUCCCCGUCUGUCAGUGCACACACUCUGUGAUCAGUGCCAACAGGCCUGAGGAACCGAGCCCAGCCGGACCGAGAGAGGAGGCAGAGGACUUCAGAGCCACAGACUCUGGGAUCCUGGCCAUGAGGUUUGAUGCCUCGAUCCACUGACCGGAAACACUGGACCUAAAUGGCGCAGCAUGACUUUGUCCCUGCCUGGCUUAACUUCUCCACGCCCCAGCCUGCCAAGUCCCCUGCUGCCAACCUUGAGAAACAAGGUGAGCCCCACCACCACAGAGACGGCCGAACUGCUGUGAGCCGCCGCCGCCACAACUCCUCUGAUGGCUUCUUUAACAACGGCUCGCUGCGUGCUCCAGCAGGUGACGGAUGGCAGCAGCCCUCUCUGCUUCUGAGGCAUGACUCUGUGGACUCUGGGGUGGCCAAAGGAGGGCACGGUGGGCUGGCGGGGGGCUCCUGUUGGAAGGAAACACCCAGCUGGCAUGGAGUGCCGCGGGGUCCCCAGGACGGCCACCACCACCAGGGACGCCACCCCAAGCGGGUAGGAGGCGACAGGGACAGGCAGGCGGGGCACCGGCAGCGCAAUGGCAACUUUCAUCCCCGCAAGGGCACCUCGUACCAGGACAAGUUCCCCAACGAGGAACGCAAAGACGGCAAGGACGACAAGCUGAAAUUUGUGGAAGAGGACUUUCCUUCCCUCAACCCUGAAACAACUGGAAAGCCUGGGACUCAGAUGCGAGCAGUGGCUCCCCAUGCUGGAGUGUGGGAAAACCCCCCGAGUGGCAAACAGAUGGUGUCCAAAAUGCUGGUUAUCAAGAAGGUUUCCAAGGAGGACCCCAGCACAGCCUUCUCUGCGGGGUUUGCCACUGCUGGCGCCUUGCCCACCAACGGCAGCAAAACUCCCAUCGCAGGCUCCAGCGUCUACAAGAACCUGGUCCCAAAGCCUGCCGUGGCCCCCACCAAAAGCACCCAGUGGAAAUCCGGUGGUAGAGAGAUCACUAAGUCUGGCCUCCACAUGCCAGGCCGAGAUUCAGUCUUCACCAGCCCCGUCUCUGCAGCCAAACCCAGCACCCCAGUCAGUGCACCACAGCACAACACCCCGAAAGAGCACCCUUCCAGCACGACUCCUCCCAUAGACAUUGCCCCGUCGAGGCUGAAGCUGAUGCGGCGUGGUCCGGACCGCAAGAGUGAGUUCCUGCGAGCUCUGAAGGACGAGGGCACUGGAGAGCUGACGACAAGCAGCAGCCCGGGAACGUCGGGAGAGGGUGAAAGCAGCACCCCAGAGCCCAAAGCCUACAGCGAGGAAGUCUGCCACGAGAACGGUCUGUCCUACUCCCUCAGUGAUUCAGACACCGAACACCUGUCCAGCUCCCUGGAGGCAGAGCACAGGUUGCUGAAGGCCAUGGGCUGGCAGGAGUAUCCAGAAAAUGAUGACAACUUCCUGCCUCUGACGGAGGAUGAACUGAGAGAGUUUCAGACUAAAACUGAACAGCUGAAGAGGAACGGCAUGCAGAGGAAUGGGGCUCUCCCGAGGGCGCGGGGUGUGACCCUCCACUUCACCCCCUGGAGGAGUGUGGCGGAGGCGAAUGUCGAGGAGGGCUCCGAGUCCGAAACCAGUAGCAGCAGCCAGACCUCUGACGACGACGACUGCAUCAAAUCCUAACGUGGCUUUACGGAACAAAAAAAACAAAAAAAACAACCACCACCAACAACAACAACAACAACAACACAACAACAGCCAACACAACAUCCCAG